Messenger RNA from Amoebophrya sp. A25, 5994 nucleotides. The record is from the annotation of a GenBank genome assembly. NCBI's taxonomy places the organism in Eukaryota, Dinophyceae, Syndiniales, Amoebophryaceae.
CCCAAUCUUUCAGUACUCAACUGAAAACUUAAGUACCUAGGACGGAAUGACUGAGCAGUGAAUGAAGGGAGACUUUGCCACUAGUCCUGUCUGUUUAUUCUCUAGUCGGGGGAGACUUUCUCUGUACUAUACUUGUCUUGCGGCCUAGUAAGUUAAGGUCGCUCGGCGAGUCUUAACUUCUGGAUGUAAGUUUGUAAGUACUAAAAGUAUCUCCACUUUCUUCAAUCAUUUUACUUUUACAGCAUGCACUUAGAGUAAGACAGCACUAGGUUACUAGUUUUAACCUCUAUUCCUAAACUAAGAAUCCCUUCACCCAACAACAACAUACUACGAAAAAGAUGGGGAAAAAGCAGCAGCGAAAAGGGGGAAACAAGAAGAGGAUCUUUCGGUCCAAGAUCUUCUUGGAGGAUGACGUCUCUGAGAAGGAAGAGACGUUUUUAGAAAGGAAGCUGCCACCUAAUCGUCCCACUUCUAUUAACAGUGGACGGAUGGGGUUGGGGACGCGGAGAGGAAACGGUUCAGGAGGUUCGGCGCAAGCAAAAAAACCAGCAGUGCCGACACAAGGAGUACUGGAACGAGUAGUGCCGAGACCAGGUGAGGCGCAAACAGUAAAGACGAUGCAAGCAAAAGCGGCAGCUGUGGGCAAAACUAAUGGACUGUGGAAGGCGCCAGCUGCGAGUAGAGCAGUGGCGAAACCAUCGUGUGAGACAUUAUGGCGCGGAGAAUCCUAUCCUAUGCUACCCUAUCCUAAGAGUUGAGUACUUAAUGCCGACAAGUAAAAGAACUUUUGGUGUCUCUAAUGAAUUUCACAGACGGGAGCGUGAGGGUAGCGCAGUUGCAGGAGUAUCUCGACAAAGAGGUGGAAAACGAGUCAACGGAGAAUGCUGAAGGAAGUAAGGCUUGCCGUAAUUCUAAUUCUGCUGAAGAAACUUUUUAAAGAUUUGAUAAAGGUAAUCUUAGAAAUUCGUUGAAAGAGAUGGGGGCUAUCAAAGACUUUCACUUUGAUGAGGACCACCUUUUCUGUAUAAGGGAAGGAAAGCAUGACCUUGCUUUCAUUGGAAAACAGUAAAAUACGUUGUCAAAGAUCAGACUCUGUGCUGCUCUAGAUUCGUACUUAUUUUGUAACAAGCUCUAAUGAAUACGUAACGGAUGAUAGCACGGUCAAGGAAACCGUAAAACACGUCUACGCCAAAGUCACCAAGCAGCUUAAAGAUGCUUACAAAAAGCUACGGGAGCUGUCAGAAGAGCAAAAUUUUGAUUUAAGGGUUUUGAUGACAUCGCAUUCUUUAGUACCAUCCUUCAGUCGUUUUCAAGUAGGAAAAAAGGGUCAAGGAUGAUCUGAGGAAUGCACUGAAUAUCGUAAUUUCUAAAAGGUGCUCUGACUAACAGCGUCGUGGACAUGCUGGUCGACGACAUGACCAACAGCCUGGUGAAAGAGCUGUCUAACACAAACCUCAAGGUCAGAGGCGAAAGCGUCAUCAGACAAGACCAGGAGAAGGAGACGAUGGAAGGAUUUCUACGUGAAGCGGUCAAGGACGACACAUAUUAUAGAUUAAGACGCACCAACAUUUUUUUGCUAGAUUUGCUAGAUCUUAGUAAGAUAUGAAAGCCCAGAGGAUUGAUACGUACUACUGAUUUGGACUAAGUAAUGAAAAAGAAGUCAGUUUCAUUUCCUUCUUUUCUAGUUAGGGCGUAACUGGAAUUAAAAGACAGUCCUUCCUUCGAGUACAUCUAGCCUAUGCUAAGACUCUACUACAUCUUUUUCCUAGGUAGGUACCAAAAGACUAAGGCCAUUAAAUGAAGAAGAUGAGUAGAUCUAGAAGAUAGUGCUCCUGCUCUAGUCCUCCUCCUCCUUUUCGUCCUCGCUCCUCCUCCUCUUCCCCCUCCUCGUCUUCUUCUAACUAAAGGCCCUGUGCGGGACGCUCUCCUUCUUAGGGUUAAAUCCGUUGGCAAAGAUAACGUCCAAAAAUUUUGGUCGAAGGUCAUGAACGAUACCAACCGCAGGCUCGGGAAAUUGGUGGAAAAGCCUGCUCAACAAGAGACUGAGUACGCAGAAGACCCAGCUAUUCUAGCUUAAGGCUCAAAGUAAUUCAUUUCCAACGGCCAUUUUCUUCCUUCAGUUUCCUUCUUGGGAUUCCGAAGAAAUGCACCCAAGAUUUGAGCUCUAACUAGGUUUGCUAGACCUCGAUGAUAUUCUGGCGGGAAUGGGCAAGCUUGAGUUGUUCAUGCUAGACGCCGCUGCUGCGAAGAGUCAGAGUGCUGACAAUGGCAUUCAGUUGCAGACGCGGUUGAGCAACAACAUCCGUAAGCAGAUUGCAGACGGAUUGCAGCUUUCUAUUAGGGGCCGGCUAUUGCUGUUUCUUUUGCCGUUUGUUUUGACUCUUCUGCGGUGUCGUAAGAGCAUAACAAACGGUGAACAAAAACACCAAAGUAAACCCUAAGCACUCUAAUCCUAGCGCAAGCAAAGAAGGGGCACUUGAUGGUCAUGGUGCUGAACAAGCAGGUGGUAGCAUGAAGAAAUUUGUUCGUAAUUAUGGGUGUAGGGAAUGCAUCUCCAAAGUCAUCUGGAAGGAGAAAACAAGAAGAAAAAGAGACCCAGAUGAUCCCUAAGAUGAAAUCCCUCUAACGUAAGGAGCAACUGAAGCGCCUGCGGAAACGCGCGCCAGGCAAGCAGUCUGCGCUAUUCGAACAGAUACUCUCUACCUCCGAUAUUGAGAAGGAGCUGAAUAGCUUAGGUGGCCUCAAGAAGGCAAAGCCCAUUGAUGAUGAGAUGAGAUUUACAAUAUUUUAUGGACGAAGUCUUUCUUGUCUGUAGAAUCUUCAUAGUGAUAACUCAUCAGCCAAGAAUGAUAAUCGUAGACUAAGUUAUAAUGUCCUCAUCAUAGUGAUAGCUUUUACGGUGAGGACCACGAACGAUCGUAUCACAAGCACACAGAUAGAUCCGAGCAAUCUUUGGGGCUAUAGUUUUAAGCUCUUUGCUUGCUAUAAAGGUGUCACUUUUCUAAACUUUUUAUCAAGAAAACGUGCAUCAUCCUAAGAUCAAAGACAUCGAACAGGGGACUACCAACUAAGAGAUGCAUUCACGACUUGAUAGGAGAGACAUCCAACUGAUACACCCACUUGAAGAAUAUCGCUAAUUCGUAAGACAGAUAAAGGAAACUCUGUUGAAUGUCGCGACCGAGAGUGCCAAAGAGAAGCAUGCUAAUACCGUUAUGAGGAACGCGAUUGAAAUGACGGGCUGGAAGAUGAAGAUCUUCUUACAUCUUCAAGCAAGAGGACCAUAGGUCCUUUGACCGAUACUAGACCUACACUAAGAAGAUCUUCAUAUAAGUACCCUGCUCGUAAUAUGCUCGUGGAUUUUUUUUUAAAUUCUAAAUAAUAAGUUACGGAAAAAGGGAAAUUCUUGAAAAAACGUGCGGGGAACAAGGGUUCGUACGCCUCGAAGACGCGCCUGAGUGGAGAGCGGCGGGCAACGGAUGACCUGCAAGUGGCCAAAAAAUAUAGGACAAAGAUGAUGGAGGACCUAAGCCGGACAUUGAAGGACUACACCAAGAUGAAGUACGUUAGCCAGUUGACAACAAAGCAGAUUGUCGGUGCGCAAUUAAGGCAUGGUCAACUACAGGUGAAAGAAAUAUAGUUCAUCUUUUUGGAAGCUCACGGUUUCCACAUGAAUUAUUCAUUUACUUUCAAGACCUAGAACUCUCAUAAAGUCGUGUAGAAUUACAUCGAGAGGAAAAAAAUCUUGCUGUAUCUGCUCUAACGUAAAAAACGGCUGAAAGCCUGUGGCGGAAGAACUUGCAAAAGUAUUGUAAGAUGAAGUUAAGGAGAUUUUUGUUGAAACUUUGCUAGUGGCGCAUCUUUUCGUAAGAGGCUCUUCAGUGGCGUCUUACGUCUGCCUGUGCUUGAGUGGACCGUAACCUAAGCUAAGCUAAUGUAAAAGUUAUAACAAUGCGUCUUGUAUAUGGUUCGUUCGGAUGGAGAAGUUCUUGGGACUCCUUGUUCUCGCAAUUUUUUCAUACGCGUAUCAUCUGUUCCCAGAAAGUAGAUAAGUACUUUUGCAAUUUAUACCAGUAUCUGUUCUGGAUACGUUUGUCACCAGCUAUACCUAGCAUGCAGUGGGCGUCGGCAUAGGUUGCUUCUAAUUCGUGAGGAGGAAAAUGUAAGGAAGAUCAGCGCCGCACAUGCAGCUGCGUCAACCCAUAGCAGUCGUGCCGGAAGGAGCAGUAGUUUUUCUAGUUUCCUCGCUUCACCCGAAGAUCAUGAUAGUAGAAGGAGUUUGCCCGAUCACGACAGUGCUAGAAGUAGUUCUUCUAGUUUCCUUACACCUUCAGCCUCAGAGGCCGCCUACUCCGCAAAGAUAACGGAAAUGGCAGGAGCCACUUCCACUAUAGACAGCGAGUCUAUAGAUAGCAUAGUCGCAGUGGACUUAAACUUUCGCGAUUCCAGCGCGAUGGCUCUAAGAGAAGGAGCAGAGUUCGUUGGGGCAACAUGGGACAGCUCGAGGUCGACGCCGCAACAGCUAGAUCACGGAUGGACGACCUUGUUCUCCUACACAAGCAGCAGCAACAGUUGCUUUUUUCUGUUAUGGAUUCCAACUCCAAUCCUUCCACAGAGUACUCCUGGAGCAAAUCAAAGAAACGCCUGAGUAAGUAACGCAUUUGCGUUUUUCACUAAAUGAAUCCUCUAGUCCACUGAACCUCUGACUCACUGCACCUCUAGCGCACUGAACCUCUAGUCCACUGCACAAACCAGCUCACCACCUCUAAUUUUUUGCGUUUUUCUCGCACCUAUCCUGUUUAUAGCCCUGCUCUGGUGGCUUCUUAUGCGCAAGAAAAGCUGGAACAAGGAAAAGAGAUCUACAGAGUUCUUUGGAUCUUCAGAGCCUCUGUCGUGGUCAGAGUGUCCUGGUGAGGACGCCAUACGGACGAGUCCCUAGGACAGACGGGCACUCAUUGAUGUCUACCUGUAUGAAUUAAGACGCAAAUACAACUUCUCGAAGAGAUAAAUAGGAGUGGAAUUGUGUGGUCCAUGACAAGACUCCAGACAUUAUAGCAAACUGCUUAUAAAAAUUUGUUUUCAUAUAAUCGAGCGGAGUACUCCUCUGCACAGAUUCAGACAGUUUCUUUCUUUGAAGUGAAAUAGUUUCUUGAAUUCUAAGGCCAAUGUGAUUGUUUUCAUAUAAUCGUUAUUAUCCUGGCCCUGGAGUUCGUCUAGAUUCGUUUAGAAUACCAGAAGAGACGCGUUGUUGUUGGAAGAACAAAGGAGACCGGAAGUGUCAAAUUUGCAAAAAGUGGAAGAUUGAGUUUCAAGAUGACGCAACGACGGUGCAAUCUAUAUCUAAGCGUAUUGACUUACUUAAUAAACACAUGGAGAAGGGCAGAAAAAAGGUAAGGAAAGCAUAAUAAACACAAAGAAGACCUAAUGCAUCCUAGUUAAUCAUCCUAAUUAAUCAUCACUUUCCUUUGCAUCCUAAUUGAUGCCUGAGACAGUACCUCAUGCUAGGUAAAUGAAUGAAUGAAUGAAUUAUCGAGAUUAUGAAAAAGAAAAUCAUUUUAGAAGCCUAAAUCGUUGCAUGAUACCACCAGACCAAUCAAUAAUUAUAAUUAUUCAUAUGUAGAAGUCAGUUGUACUAAAACAUUGAAUAUCAAACAGAACAAAUGGAAACUGUAUUUAACUUUGCGAAACAUCCGUCCGAGCUCGAUUGUAUACAACUAGAUUGGUUAUAUUAUUGCCUUUUUGAUGAGGGUGACUGAUUUCAUAUCGCCUGUCGGUGUCGGACUGUAUCAUUAUCAGCUGCUCCCAGACGGUAAUACAAAUUAUCAUACCUUAUUGCUACUCAACAAGUUGUACUCAAACAGCAACUCCACUUCACUGUAAACAAACACAAAGUAAGUUGCAAUUUGCUCACUGUCCUCAAACAGCUAUCUAGGUACUAAAAAGAUACAAUCUACCAGGUACGUCCUUAAACUACUAUCAUAAUUUGAGGACAAGUAA